AUGAGGCGCAGUAAAGCUGACGUGGAGCGGUACAUCGCGUCAGUGCAGGGCUCUGCCCCGUCUCCCCGAGAAAAAUCUAUGAAAGGAUUCUAUUUUGCAAAGCUAUACUAUGAAGCUAAAGAAUAUGAUCUUGCUAAAAAAUAUAUAUCUACAUAUAUUAAUGUGCAGGAGAGGGAUCCCAAGGCUCACAGAUUUCUAGGUCUUCUAUAUGAAGUGGAGGAAAACAUUGACAAAGCUGUUGAAUGUUAUAAGCGUUCAGUGGAAUUAAACCCAACACAAAAAGAUCUUAUCUUGAAGAUUGCAGAAUUGCUGUGUAAACAUGAUGUUAAUGAUGGAAGAGCAAAAUACUGGGUUGAAAGAGCAGCCAAACUUUUCCCAGGAAGUCCUGCUAUUUAUAAACUGAAGGAGCAGCUUUUAGAUUGUAAAGGUGAAGAUGGAUGGAAUAAACUUUUUGACUUGAUUCAGUCGGAACUUCAUGCAAGACCUGAUGAUGUCCAUGUGAAUAUCCGACUAGUAGAACUGUAUCGGUCAAAUAAAAGAUUGAAAGAUGCUGUGGACCAUUGCCAUGAAGCAGAGAAAAGCAUAGCUUUGCGUUCAAGUUUAGAAUGGAAUUUGUGUGUUGUGCAAACCUUAAAGGACUAUUUGGAAUCUUUACAGUGUUUGGAGUCUGAUAAAAGUAACUGGCGAACAACCAAUAGAGACUUACUUCUUGCUUAUGCUAACCUUACAUUUCUUACACUCUCCACUAGAGAUGUGCAGGAAUGUAGAGAACUAUUGGAAAGUUUUGAUAAUGCUCUUCAGUCAGUGAAAUCAUCAGUGGGUGGAAAUGAUGAACUCUCAGCUACUUUCUUAGAAAUGAAAGGUCAUUUCUACAUGCACUGUGGUUCUCUACUUUUGAAGAUGGGUCAGCAUAGUGAAAUACAAUGGAGAGCUCUCUCUGAGCUGGCUGCUCUAUGCUAUCUCAUAGCGUUUCAGGUUCCAAGACCAAAGAUUAAACUAAUGAAAGGAGUAGCUGGGCAAAAUUUACUGGAAAUUAUGGCCUAUGAUCGUCUGAGCCAAUCAGGGCAUAUGCUGAUAAACUUAAGUCGUGGCAAGCAAGAUUUUUUAAAGGAAGUUGUGGAAUCUUUUGCCAAUAAGAGUGGCCAGUCUGCUUUGUAUGAUGCUUUGUUUUCUAGUCAGUCACCUAAGGAUAGAUCUUUACUUGGUAGUGAUGACAUUGGAAAUAUUGAUGUGCAAGCACCAGAGCCUGACGAUUUGAGUAGAUAUGAUAUUGGUGCCAUUCGAGCUCAUAAUGGUAGUCUUCAGCACCUUACCUGGCUUGGUUUGCAAUGGAAUUCAUUGCCUACCUUACCUGCAGUUCGAAAGUGGUUAAAACAGCUCUUUCAUCAUUUGCCCCAGGAAACCUCAAGACUUGAAACAAAUGCACCUGAAUCAAUAUGUAUUUUAGAUCUUGAAGUAUUUCUACUUGGAGUUAUAUAUACAAGCCACUUACAACUAAAAGAGAAAUGUAAUUCUCACUACACUUUCUAUCAGCCAUUAUGCUUACCACUUCCUGUAUGUAAACAGCUUUGUACAGAAAGACAAAAAUCUUGGUGGGAUGCGGUUUGUAAUCUAAUCCACAGGAAAGCAGUACCUGGAACCUCUGCCAAAUUGCGACUUCUAGUUCAGCAUGAAAUAAACACUCUAAGGGGUCAAGAGAAACAUGGUGUUCAGCCGGCUCUACUUGUGUAUUGGGCACAAUAUCUUCAGAAAACGGGCAGUGACCUUAAUUCUUUUUAUGAUCAACGAGAAUACAUAGGCAGAAGUGUUUAUUACUGGAAGAAAGUGUUGCCGCUGUUGAAGACAAUAAAAAAGAAGACCAGUAUUCCUGAACCCAUUGAUCCUUUGUUCAAACAUUUUCAUAGUGUGGACAUACAGGUGUCUGAAGUUGGUGAAUAUGAAGAAGAAGCACACAUAACAUUUGCUAUAUUGGAUGCAGUUAAUGGGAAUGUAGAAGAUGCUAUGACUGCUUUUGAAUCUAUCAAAAAUGUUGUUUCUUAUUGGAAUCUUGCACUGUUGUUUCACAGGAAGGCAGAAGACAUUGAAAAUGAUGCCCUUUCUCCUGAAGAACAGGAAGAAUGCAAAAACUACUUGAGAAAGGCCAGGGAUUACCUAAUAAAGAUUUUAGAUGACAGUGAUUCAAGCCCAUCAGUGAUCAAGAAACUACCUGUGCCUCUGGAGUCUGUGAAGGAGAUGCUUAAUUCAGUCAUGCAGGAACUUGAAGACUAUAGUGAAGGAGGCACUCUUUAUAAAAAUGGUGCUUUGCGAAAUGCAGAUUCAGAAAUAAAACAUUCUACACCAUCACCCACCAAAUAUUCUUUGUCACCAAGUAAAAGUUACAAGUAUUCUCCCAAAACACCACCUCGAUGGGCAGAAGAUCAGAAUUCUUUACUGAAAAUGAUUUGCCAACAAGUAGAAGCUAUUAAGAAAGAAAUGCAGGAAUUGAAAUUAAAUAGUGGUAACUCUGCAUCCCCUCAUCGUUGGCCCACAGAGAAUUAUGGACCAGACUCUAUGCCUGAUGGAUAUCAGGGAUCACAAACUUUUCAUGGGGCUCCACUAACAGUUGCAACUACUGGCCCUUCAGUAUAUUAUAGUCAGUCACCAGCAUAUAAUUCCCAGUAUCUUCUCAGACCAGCAGCUAAUGUAACUCCCACAAAGGGUCCAGUGUAUGGCAUGAAUAGGCUUCCACCUCAACAGCACAUUUAUGCCUAUUCACAACAGAUGCACACACCACCAGUGCAAAGCUCAUCUGCUUGUAUGUUCUCUCAAGAGAUGUAUGGUCCUCCCCUGCGGUUUGAGUCACCGGCAACAGGAAUUAUAUCACCCAGGAGUGAUGAUUAUUUUAAUUACAAUGUUCAACAAACUAGCACAAAUCCACCUUUGCCAGAACCAGGUUAUUUCACAAAACCACCUGCUCAUGCUUCAAGAUCUACAGAUUCUAAAGUUAUAGAAUUUGGAAAAUCAAAUUUUGUUCAGCCCAUUCCAGGUGAAGGAAUAAGGCAGUCUUUGACACCAGCUCACACAUCACAACCAACUCCUUUUAAAUUUAACUCAAAUUUCAAAUCAAAUGAUGGUGACUUCACGUUUUCCUCACCACAGGUUGUGACACAGCCCUCUUCUACAGCAUACAAUAAUAGUGAAAGCCUUUUAGGGCUUCUAACUUCUGAUAAACCUUUGCAAGGAGAUGGAUAUAGUGCUCCAAAACCUAUUCCUGGACAAACCUUUGGACCUCGAAAUACAUUCAAUUUUGGAAGCAAAAAUAUGCCUGGCAUUUCGUUUGCAGAAAACCUGGGGCCAAAUCAACAAAAGAAUACUGGUUUUCGCCGAAGUGAUGAUAUGUUUACUUUCCAUGGUCCAGUGAAAUCAGUAUUUGGAGCAUCUGCUACAGAAUUAGCAAACAAGAAUCAUGAAGCAGAUGGAGGAAGUGCCCAUGGGGAUGAAGAUGAUGAUGGUCCUCACUUUGAGCCUGUAGUACCUCUUCCUGAUAAGAUUGAAGUAAAAACUGGUGAAGAAGAUGAGGAAGAAAUCUUCUGCAACCGUGCAAAAUUGUUCCGUUUUGAUACAGAAUCCAAAGAGUGGAAGGAACGAGGCAUUGGCAAUGUAAAAAUACUAAGGCAUAAAACAUCUGGUAAAAUUCGACUUCUGAUGAGAAGAGAGCAGGUAUUGAAGAUCUGUGCAAAUCAUUACAUAAACCCAGAUAUGAAACUGGCACCAAAUGCUGGAUCUGACAGAUCUUUUGUAUGGCAUGCCCUUGAUUAUGCUGAUGAGUCACCAAAACCAGAACAACUUGCUGUCAGAUUCAAAACUCCUGAAGAAGCAGCACUUUUUAAAUGCAAGUUUGAAGAGGCCCAGACCAAUUUAAAAGCCUCAGGAGCAAAUGCAGCCGUAUCAACAAACCAGAAUCUCAGAAUUGCCAAAGAACCGGCGAGCCAUGAAAACAAGGAUAGUGUUGAAAUUCAAAUUACAAAGAAAGAUGGGUCUUGGUGGCUUUGUAAUAGUUGCUCACUAAAGAAUGCUCCAACCGCUAAAAAAUGUGUUUCAUGCCAGAAUCUAAAUCCAAAUAAUACUGGCCUAUCAUUAGUUGAAACUGUUCCCAUUCUUAAAACUAACCUAGAAAGCACUCAAGAUAGAUUUGCAUCAGUGACGCCAAAGAAAGAAGGUCACUGGGAUUGUAAUACUUGUUUAGUAAGAAAUGAACCUACUGCAUCUCGAUGUGUUGCCUGCCAGAGUACAAAGUCUCCUGGCAAAAAUGGAUCUUCAUUUGUUCAGCCAUCUACCUUUAAAUUCGGUCAGGGAGAUCUUCCUAAGUCUGUUAGUAGUGAUUUUAGGUCUGUUUUUCCUCCUAAGGAAGGACAGUGGGAUUGCAGUACAUGCUUUGUACCUAAUGAAGGAAGUUCUGCAAAAUGUGUUGCUUGUCAGAAUCCAAGAAAACAGAGUCAGCCUACUUACCUUCCAGCAUCGUCCUCUUUUAAGUUUGGUACUUCAGACACAAGCAAGGCUCCGAAGAGUGGUUUUGAGAACAUGUUUGCUAAGAAGGAAGGACAAUGGGACUGCAGUGUAUGCUUAGUACGAAAUGAAGCAAGUGCUACAAAUUGUGUUGCUUGUCAGAAUCCAAAUAAACAGAACCAGCCCUCUUCUGCUCUUCCAGCAUCAUCCUCUUUUAAGUUUGGUAUUUCAGACACAAACAAGGCUCCAAAGAGUGGUUUUGAGAACGUGUUUGCUAAGAAGGAAGGACAGUGGGACUGCAGUGUAUGCUUAGUCAGAAAUGAAGCAGGUGCUGCAAAUUGUGUUGCUUGUCAGAAUCCAGAUAAACAGAACCAGCCCACUUCUGCUCUGCUUUCUAAUGCUCCAGCCUCUUCAGAUAUAACCAAGACAGCAAAGAGUGGAUUUGAAGGAAUGUUCACAAAGGAAGGAGGACAGUGGGAUUGUAGUGUUUGCUCUCUACAAAAUCAGAAUUCUUCCUUAAAAUGUGUGGCUUGCUAUGCUUCUAAACCAUCUCAUAAACCCACUGCAGAAACUCCUUCAGCUUUCAUGGUGGGUGCAAAAACUAAGGUAAAUGAUACACCAGGAAGUCAAGGGGGAACAGGAUUUAAAACUGACUUUUUAGAAAAAGGUUUUAAAUUUAGCAGUGCAGAUCAAGGUUUUAAAUUUGGACAUGUGGAUCAAGAAAAUACACCAUCAUUUGUAUUUCAGAGUUCUUCUGUUGCAGAUUCUAAAUCAACCAAAGAAGGUUUUAAUUUUUCCAUCCCUGUGUCAGCUGAUGGGUUUAAAUUUGGCAUUCAGGAGUCAGGAAGUCAAGAGAAGAAGAGUGACACUGAAAAGCCUUUUGACAGUGACACUGCUUUCCAGGCACAAGAUGUCAGUAGCCAAAAGGAUGGAAGUGGUUUGAUUUUUGGUCAGACUAGUAGCACUUUUACUUUUGCAGAUCUUGCAAAAUCAACUUCGGGAGAAGGAUUUCAAUUUGGCAAAAAAGAUCCUAAUUUUAAGGGAUUUUCAGGUGCUGGAGAAAAAUUAUUUUCUUCACAGAGUAGUAAGAUGGUUGAGAAGGCCAAUACUUCGGCUGAACUUGAGAAAGAUGAUGAUGCCUACAAAACUGAGGACAGUGAUGACAUCCAUUUUGAACCAGUAGUUCAGAUGCCUGAAAAAGUAGAACUUGUAACAGGGGAAGAAGAUGAAAAAGUUCUUUAUUCACAGAGGGUAAAAUUAUUUAGAUUCGAUGCUGAGAUAAGUCAGUGGAAGGAAAGGGGUUUAGGGAACUUAAAAAUCCUCAAAAAUGAAGUAAAUGGUAAACUAAGAAUGCUAAUGCGAAGGGAACAGGUACUAAAAGUGUGUGCUAAUCAUUGGAUAACUACUACGAUGAACUUGAAGCCUCUCUCGGGUUCAGAUAGAGCCUGGAUGUGGUUAGCUAGUGAUUUUUCUGAUGGUGAUGCCAAACUGGAGCACCUGGCAGCAAAAUUUAAAACACCAGAGCUAGCUGAAGAAUUCAAGCAAAAAUUUGAAGAAUGUCAGAGACUUCUUCUAGAUAUACCACUUCAGACUCCCCAUAAACUUGUUGAUACGGGUCGAGCUGCCAAGUUAAUACAGCGAGCUGAAGAAAUGAAGAGUGGACUGAAAGAUUUCAAAACAUUUUUGACAAAUGAUCAAACAAAAGUUACCGAUGAUGAGAGUACAAGUUCAGGUGCUAUAUGUGCUUCAGAUACAAGUAAGUCAAAUCCUGAAAGCACUGGGCCAACGUUAGAGUGGGACAACUAUGAUUUAAGAGAAGAUGCACUGGAUGAUAGUGUCAGUAGUAGCUCAGUCCAUGCUUCCCCAUUGGCAAGUAGCCCUGUGAGGAAAAAUCUCUUUCGCUUUGGUGAAUCAACAACAGGAUUUAACUUCAGUUUCAAAUCUGCUCUGAGUCCAUCCAAGUCUCCUGCUAAAUUGAAUCAGAGUGGGACUUCAGUUGGCACAGAUGAAGAAUCUGAUGUCACUCAAGAAGAAGAGAGAGAUAGUGGACAGUACUUUGAACCUGUUGUACCUUUACCUGAUCUAGUCGAAGUGUCUAGUGGUGAGGAAAAUGAACAAGUAGUUUUUAGUCACAGAGCAAAACUCUAUAGGUAUGAUAAAGAUGUUGGACAGUGGAAAGAAAGGGGUAUUGGCGAUAUAAAGAUUUUACAGAAUUACGAUAAUAAGCAAGUUCGCAUAGUAAUGAGAAGAGACCAGGUAUUAAAACUUUGUGCAAAUCACAGAAUAACCCCAGACAUGACUUUACAAACUAUGAAAGGGACAGAAAGAGUGUGGGUCUGGACUGCAUGUGAUUUUGCAGAUGGAGAAAGAAAGGUAGAACAUUUGGCUGUCCGUUUUAAACUACAAGAUAUUGCAGACUCAUUUAAGUAAAUUUUUGAUGAAGCAAAAAUAGCCCAAGAGAGAGAUUCUCUGAUAACACCUCACGUUCCUUGUUCAGUGACUCCCAGAGAGUCACCAUGUGGCAAAAUUGCUGUUGCCGUAUUAGAAGAAACUACGAGAGAGAGGACAGAUUUAAAUCAGGGAGAUGAUACAGCAGAUGCAACUUCAGAAGUUGCAGAAGUAUCUACCACAUCUGAAUCUACAACAAAAGCAGUGGUUUCUCCUCCAAAGUUUGUCUUUGGUCCAGAGUCUGUUAAAAGCAUUUUUAGUAGUGAAAAAUCAAAGCCAUUUGCAUUUGGCAACAGUUCAGCCACUGGUUCCUUGUUUGGAUUUAGUUUUAAUGCACCUAUGAAAAAUAAUGAUAGUGAAACUAGUUCAGUUGUCCAGACUGGAUCUGAAAGAAAAGUGGAAUCUUCUAGCAAAUGUGAACUGUCAAGGAACACUGAUCUCAAACUGACUUCAGAUGGCAAAGCCAGAAAUCUCAUUGCUUCCAUUCCAAAGGAGGAGACCUCAACUAACUACAUAUUUAAAAUUCCAGAAAAAGCAGAAGAGCAGGUAAAACCAGAAGAUCCUCCUUCAGAUGAUGAAAUUUUCAUUGUGUAUGAGCUAAUGCCAACUCCUGAGCAAAAAGCCCUUGCAACCAAACUUAAACUUCCUCUAACUUUCUUCUGCUAUAAGAACAAACCAGAUUAUGUUAGUGAGGAAGAAGAGGAUGAUGAAGAUUUUGAAACAGCUGUCAAGAAACUGAAUGGAAAACUGUAUUUGGAUGACUUGGAAGAAAACCAGGCAGAUAAUGAGAAAGAGUGUGUUAUUGUUUGGGAAAAGAAACCAACAGUUGAAGAGAAGGCAAAAGCAGAUACAUUAAAGCUUCCACCUACAUUUUUUUGUGGAGUAUGCAGUGAUACUGAUGAGGACAAUGGAAAUGGGGAAGACUUUCAGUCUGAGCUUCAAAAGGUUCAGCAAGCUCAAAAAUCCCAAAGUGAAGAACUUGCUAAAACAGUCACUAGCACGGCUGACAGUAUGUGUACAGGUGGGACAAACAGGACCUUUCCAUUUACCUGUAAAUCUGAAGAACCUGAUUCUGUGACAGAAUCUGUUAAUUCACUAUCUAUUUCUACUGGUACUGAAGACAAACCUGUAGAUUUGUCUACAAAAAAAGAAACUGAUACAGACUGUACAAGCCAAGUGGAAAGCACAACAGUUCCAUUUGGAUUUGGAAGUAGCACAGGACUGUCAUUUGCAGACUUGGCUUCCAGUAGUUCUGGGGAUUUUGCUUUUGGUUCUAAAGAUAAAAAUUUCCAGUGGGCAAAUACUGGAGCAGCUGUCUUUGGGACAAAGUCAACAAGUAAAACUGGUGAGGAUGAAGAUGGUAGUGAUGAAGAAGUACAUAAUGAAGAUAUCCAUUUUGAACCAAUAGUGUCAUUACCAGAGGUAGAAGUAAAAUCUGGUGAAGAAGAUGAAGAAAUUUUAUUUAAAGAGAGAGCCAAACUUUAUAGAUGGGAUCGAGAUGUCAGCCAGUGGAAAGAACGUGGUGUUGGAGAUAUAAAGAUUCUUUGGCACACAAUGAAGAAUUAUUACAGGAUCCUAAUGAGGAGAGACCAGGUCUUUAAAGUGUGUGCAAACCAUGUUAUUACCAAAACAAUGGAAUUAAAGCCGUUAAAUGUUUCAAAUAAUGCUUUAGUUUGGACUGCCUCAGAUUAUGCUGAUGGCGAAGCAAAAGUGGAACAGCUUGCAGUAAGAUUCAAAACUAAAGAAAUGGCUGAUUGUUUUAAGAAAAAAUUUGAAGAAUGCCAACAGAAUUUAUUGAAACUCCAGAAAGGACAAGUAUCCCUCGCAGCAGAAUUAUCCAAGGAAACAAAUCCUGUGGUGUUUUUUGAUAUUUGUGCCGAUGAUGAACCUCUAGGACGUAUAACCAUGGAAUUAUUUUCAAACAUUGUUCCUCAAACGGCUGAGAACUUCAGAGCACUAUGCACUGGAGAGAAAGGCUUUGGAUUCAAAAACUCCAUUUUCCACAGAGUAAUUCCAGAUUUUGUUUGUCAGGGGGGAGAUAUUACAAGACAUGAUGGAACAGGAGGACGAUCCAUUUAUGGAGAUAAUUUUGAAGAUGAAAAUUUUAAUGUGAAACAUACUGGUCCUGGUUUACUAUCUAUGGCAAAUCGGGGCCGAGAUACCAACAAUUCUCAGUUUUUCAUAACGUUGAAAAAAGCAGAACAUUUGGACUUUAAACAUGUAGUAUUUGGGUUUGUUAAGGAUGGCAUGGAUACUGUGAAAAAAAUAGAAUCAUUUGGUUCUCCAAAAGGGUUGGUUAGUCGGAGAAUUACUAUCACAGAAUGUGGACAAAUAUAA
Elephantulus edwardii (Cape elephant shrew) is the source of this 9270-nucleotide messenger RNA. It is a transcript of the gene RANBP2, whose product is annotated as RAN binding protein 2. Gene Ontology annotation, biological process: protein peptidyl-prolyl isomerization; NLS-bearing protein import into nucleus; protein folding. Gene Ontology annotation, molecular function: peptidyl-prolyl cis-trans isomerase activity; GTPase activator activity; protein binding. The transcript is spliced from 30 exons. NCBI's taxonomy places the organism in Eukaryota, Metazoa, Chordata, Mammalia, Macroscelidea, Macroscelididae. Gene Ontology annotation, cellular component: cytoplasm; nuclear pore. The record is from RefSeq and is a predicted model, not a curated record.